Molecule: messenger RNA, 2135 nt
Organism: Planococcus citri (citrus mealybug)
Lineage: Eukaryota; Metazoa; Arthropoda; Insecta; Hemiptera; Pseudococcidae
Gene: Reg-5
Product: Rhythmically expressed gene 5
Exons: 5
Coding region: 307-1155 (282 amino acids)
Source: RefSeq, a predicted model, not a curated record
GGUUGCGCCUUGCGCUGCGCUGCGCUUCUUGUUUAAAUACGACAGCGAUGCCGUUUAGCGAGGUCAGUUCAUCGUAAACUCUUUCAACUAUACGUACAAGUUACCCACUCGCGUGCAAGUGUUUCGGUACAUACUUACUCCUACUACGAGUAUACUUACAUCCGACUCAGAUUCACUAUUCAGAGUUCAGUGAUCAGUGAUCAGUGUUCAGUGUUCAGUGUCGAGUGUCACUUUCUAACUUACUUCGUACUUUUCGGUCAUUAAUCGACCUUUUUUUUUCACUUUCACGUAAACGUUCCGAAAAACAUGUUUUGCACCGGUGUUUUCAAGUCGGCGACGGCGACGCUGACAUCGCUUUGCGUUGCUAUUGUUUUCGUUUCGGCUGCAAUAUCGCAGGCGUCUGGCUCUGCCAUACCGAUGUGGGAAUUUCUUAGUCGAACCGAAAAAAUGAGUCAUUUAUUCAACACAUUUUCCGUACAAGUAGCCGAAUAUUGUAAAUCUUCCACCAUGCCAGACUGCAACAAGGUAUUGCUCGUGUAUGGCUUGACAAAUUUGGCAAAAAUGGACGACGUUGCUUUGGAUGAAAUGGACCCUUAUCAACGAAGAGCAAAUGAUAAAAUUUGGGAAUCGAUGAUGAAAGACAGCAACCGAGUAACGUCGCAGUCGCAAUCGCAAACCAAACAGCAGAACCACGAACGCGAUUAUUAUGCGGAUGCUUUAGAGCCCGGUACAGCUGAUGAAAACUAUUUAGGCUCGGCUUCCGAUAACGUCGAAGAAAACAUAACGGUGGAUGGCGCUGGCGAAAACGACAGAUACUUGUCGGGACCGAUGAUGGUUCGAGUGCGGCCCGAUGGCAGUCCCGUUCCAGACGACGACGCUCACCAUCAACAGACGCAUUUGCCAAAAGAUGAAGAUAUGGAAGAACACGUAGCCAUGAGAGGUAAUCCAGUUCCUUCGGUAUCCGAACUGCAAGAAUUCCUCUCACCGACGCCUUCACCUUCACCUUCGCCAUCGCCUUUGCCUUCGUAUUGGUAUUGGUCAGUGAACGAUCGCCAAUCGGCUACUGCCGAUACUGCACAUUCGCGGUCUUCGUUUUACGGACGCGAUUCGCCAAAGUUUAGGCGAUUUGCGGCCAUACCGACAGCGUACGUGUAAUUCUUCAGUCCAAACUACUCUACUAGAUGGAUAAAAGCUUAUGCCUGAACAUGUCUCAGCCCUCAGCCACGUCCUUAGCGCAUAGGCAAUUUAGGUGAUACCUGCCAAAAGUUUAGUACGGCCACGGUCACUGGAGUGCGACUAGUCGCGUCGUGUGUGGCAUUUAGGAAUGCUAUGGGCUGUGUCGUAGUCUAUGCUUUGUCCGCACUCAUAGUUUGGUGUAGGUACACCUAUCGGCCAUGGCCACUUACUGGGCCUAUCUCUGUGAUUUACUUACCUUUUUAAGAGAAAAGAUGAAAGCUAAUUUCAAGCUGCUGCUAGCCCUCGAGUCGACUGCUGCCCCAUGAAGACGAUUGAUGGAUGAAAAUGCCAAAUGCCAAUGGACAUCGCAGACAGUGCGCAGUGCGCAGGUUGGCAUUGCAUUGCAUUGCAUUGCAGUACAGUGCAUGGUGCGCUAAUUUUCCAAUUUGCCAAGGUACAAACCACCGAACGCUCAAAUACAAUUUCUUGAUAUAGGUAUGGGUACCUAUACCUAUACUUUUCAUUACCCGCAAUAUUGGUCUGUCUUAUGAUGAUAUGCGGACGACCAGUUUACCUAUUAAUGAAAUUAUCGAGAAAAGUCGCCUUAUCAGUAAUACGGGUAGACUAUAUGAAUUACCAAAAGCGAUUCGAUAGGUACCUACCUACCUACUUAAAUUUAGCCAAUAUACGCGAGUAGGAAAUAUAAUCAGAAUGAGAAAUACCUACGGUAAUCGAGCUGAUACGUAUUAAUUGGUUGACAGCAGAUUGAAAACGCAACGUUUCAACUUUCGUAUCGUAUUUAUUUUGUUUUGUUUGUGUCUUUAUGUGCUUAUUUAUUUACGUAUUUAUUUAUUUAUUUAUUUAUUUUGUUUGUUUGUUCGUUUGUUUAUUUAUUUAUUUAUUUGAUUUGAUUUUAUAACGAUUAAGAUCAAAAUAAAGAAUGUUUCCUAUCUUUGUAA